AUGUCAGCCACAAGUAAACCUUCCCUGGGUGAAGCCACCGAGAUCUUUGAGCCGCUGCGCUCUCGCAUAACCACAUGUUCUCUCAUUUCCUUCUGGCCACGGAUCAGGGAUUUUUCCAAUGGCUUCCUGGUAGCAGAAAUAUUCGCUAUCUAUUACCCCUGGGACCUUAGCCUCUCGUCCUUUAAAAACGGCACUUCUUUAAGAGUCAAGUUGGAUAACUGGGCGCAGUUGGAAAAGUUCCUGGCCAAAAAGAAAAUUAGAUUACCCAGAGAACUAAUCUACGGGACGAUCCACUGCAAAGCCGGCGUGCCGGAGAUCCUGGUCCAGGAGGUGUACAGCUUGCUAACACACCAGGAAACCCAAAGUAUCCAGGAAGACCUUGUGAACUUCACAGACUACAGUUACCAGAUGCAACUGCCUCUGCUCCCCAGGUCCACGGCCUCCAAGUUCAUUAAAGAUAACAUUAGGUUGUCCGAACUCAUGAGCAAUCGCAGCCUGCUCAGCAAUGAACUGAAAAUCGAUUUCCUCUUCCUUCUGCAAAUGUUGCAAAGGAAGUUAAGCAGAAAGAUGCAUCCAAGCAGGUUUGAAGUCAAACCGACCGUGGGAGAACUCACUCUGGACCACAUCUCUGCCCAGGCCUCUCGCCACAAGCCCAAAGCAGCGAAUCCAAGGCCACCGGACGUUCCUGUUCUACGUACGCGCUUUUGCUGUGGUUUCAUUUUUAACUUUUUAUCUGUGAAAAGGGAUUUUGUUUGUUUGUUUGUUUUGCUGUGUUCAUUGACAUUUUUAAAAAGAGCUAAAAUGCUGGUCUCAGCCUUCGGUCUAAAAUGAUGCCACAGUUGGUUGACUCGUUGUUUGCUCUUGUUUUCUUGUUAAUCCUCACCCAAGGAUGCUUUCCCAUUGAUUUUUAAAGAGAGUGGAAGGG
Molecule: messenger RNA, 925 nt
Organism: Myotis brandtii (Brandt's bat)
Lineage: Eukaryota; Metazoa; Chordata; Mammalia; Chiroptera; Vespertilionidae
Gene: SPATA4
Product: spermatogenesis associated 4
Exons: 5
Coding region: 1-831 (276 amino acids)
Biological process (GO): negative regulation of execution phase of apoptosis; regulation of cytoskeleton organization
Cellular component (GO): axoneme
Molecular function (GO): microtubule binding
Source: RefSeq, a predicted model, not a curated record